UCAAUGAAGUAGUAAAAGGGGGGAACAUCUGUGGCAGAAGAGAGGGAGAGGGUUUUUAGAAGGAGUUUUUCAUAGACUGUUUGCUUUGGUUGGGUUCCCUUCUUUUAUUUACUGAAUUCCAGAGGUGACCAAUACAAAAACAAAUUGAAAAUGAAGUUCAUAAUCGGCAUUGGAGGCGUGACCAACGGUGGGAAGACCACUUUGACAAAUAGGCUACUAAAGACAUUACCCAACUGUUGCGUGGUGCAUCAGGAUGACUUUUUCAAGAAACCCGAUCAAAUAGAAGUCGGGGAGGACGGCUUUAGACAGUGGGAUGUGAUCACCGCUCUGGACAUGGAGGCUAUGGUCAGCACUGUGAAAGGCUGGCAAGAGAACCCGGUCAAGUUUGCACGCUCACACGGCGUGAGCCUGUCACCUGAAGCUGAGGAAUUCAACUCAGAAGAGGGGAUACAUAUUCUCAUCGUGGAGGGCUUCCUCAUCUACAACUACAAGCCUCUAAUUGACAUCUACAACAAAUGUUUCUACAUUUCCAUUCCUUAUGAGGAGUGCAAAAGGAGGAGAAGUACAAGGACAUACACACUCCCUGACCCCUCUGGCCUGUUCGACGGCCACGUCUGGCCCAUGUAUUUGAAACACAGGAAAGAGAUGGAGAACAACUGUGACAGAAUAGAGUACCUUGAUGGGAUGACAUCAAAGGAAGAUAUCUACAAUGAAGCAUAUGAAAGUAUUCAAAACUACCUGCUUAAUAACAUAUAGCAAGACGGGAAUAACAGUGGAUUUGUGUAUAGACUUGUAAAUAUCAUUUUGAGUGAAUGUUUAACACCAGUUCUGUACUUCUAGGCUGAUUUGUAAAUACUUAAUCCUUAAUAACUUAUUAAGAACUAAUGGCAGAAACAUUGUAUUUUGUAUCGUCCUUUGUAACUUUUUCUAAAAGAUAAGACACCUCUGGACUGCCCAGUGUUUAACAUCAGGGAGAGGAUCAACUCAACUCCGAUCUUGUUAAAUGUAAACAUAUGAAAUGCCCACUGGGAAGAAGGAUUUGUGUAUCACAACUAAAUGAAGUGACUGAAUCCAA
Epinephelus lanceolatus (giant grouper) is the source of this 1075-nucleotide messenger RNA. RefSeq names its product nicotinamide riboside kinase 2-like. The record is from RefSeq and is a predicted model, not a curated record. NCBI's taxonomy places the organism in Eukaryota, Metazoa, Chordata, Actinopteri, Perciformes, Serranidae.